UCAAUGUAUUUCCAUAACAAAUAGUACUACUCCCUCGGGAUUCCAUGUUAUGACUCACCGGAGAAGUAACAUAUCGUUCUUAUGAAAUCACUUACGGAAGCGAAUCUCGCGAGGAUUUACUAUGGAUGCAUCGUCCAUACGUAACACUAUCCUUACCCGCUCCAAGUGCAGGGUGGCUAAUCCCCCCAAACUACCAAGCACAUGCAAUGCACAUCAUACCAUCGUCGAAUGCAUUCGCCCCAACUGGGGCUAAGGAACUCGACCGAGAAAGGACGCAAUCAGGAUAGCUGUCGACGGCCUACUAACCCAAUUUCAGUUUAUUUACCCGCAAACGCAAACUAGUGUGCGACCGUUAUAAAUCUAUCGAUUUAUAAGAGGGAAAGGAUUUCCAGUUUUCAUCCAUAUCGUGCCAAGGUAUACGUUCUCCAAAGUUUUGUCCUUUUUUUUGCUGUGCAACUUUUAUAAACUCGGAACGGAUACAUCGCGGUGAAAAGGACACAAGUGAUGGUGAAGGAAGCCAACGACCGCUGCAAUCGAAUUUGUUCGGGGGAGUUGUAAUUACAAUGCACCACGCCAUGGUUGCAGAAGUGCACUCCAAAACUAGGCUACUGCAUUGGAAAAUGCAAAAGGAUUUGUGGUAGACCAGUUGGUUUUCAGUUUGUGAGAGUUAUGCAGAGGAAUCGUUUCAUGGAACCGUGAAGUGUUUGAAGUGUUUUCGGGAAGCAAACACUGCAAAUUAAUGUGCUCCCUGGAAGCACUUGCUUGAAUUAUCCUAUUCCCCUUGCCAAAAAAAAAAUUAAUAAUAGAUGAAGUGAUUUUAUCGUAAAUAACGAUGACGCAUGAUCUGGAAAAUCGAAUGUGAUCGUGAUUGUGAUCAAUUUCGCGCCUCUAAUAUGGCGUCUUCCAAGCAAAAUUCAGUGGAUGAGAAAGUUAAAUUGCCCGUUACAGAGACGAUUAGUCGGUUUUAUCAGCCCCGGAAAAAUCGAAAAGCGAUCCGGAUAUUAACAGUGGCCAUUUAUGUUUUAUGCGUUUCACUGGCAGCAAUAAUGCUCUCCCUUUAUUAUAUAUUCAUCUGGGAUCCAACGAUAAAACCGUUUAUACCCAAAGUAUCAAGUUGCGAUAAAAUUGUCAUUCCUGAAAAUAUUGCAAUAAGGCUUCUCAACUCAACUGAAAUAUCAGCUGAGCAAUUCUACCGAAGCCUGCAACAAUACAAUCAUCUACUGCAUCGUUUUAAGCAUAAUAUAUCCACCCCAUAUAAUCACACCCUCGAAAGUUAUGAGUUACAACAACGUUCAUUCCAUCAUCGCCGGAAGACCUACCGGAAACAGCUUAGAGUAACGACUACUACUCUAACAACACCGCCUCCAACGACAACUACAACACGAAUGAUACCAACUUUAAAGAUGUAUCAACGAAAGUAUCUUCGAAGGAUAAACAAGGACGACGAAGACGACCUAGAAGAGGCUUUCGACGGCAGCGGGCAUUUUUUAGCAAAAGAAAGUACAGAAAGUGAUUUAAGUUAGGAAUCGAAGUAGGAAAAUUAGGAAUCAGUACAGAGUCCACGUAAUUCAAAGCAACAAUACUUAAUGUUAAAAUAGUCUACAUCAACGAAAAUAGAGGAUAAAGGAUAACCGAAUAAUCACCACUUUAAAUACAAUAGAAUUACCCAAAUGCAGAAGGUUUGAAUGCACCAAAACUAAGUUUACUGUACUUCAGCGCUAAGCGAAAUCAAACGGAAUUAUGAUAUUGUAAUUAUCCUUGAGGCCUAAAAAUUAAUUAUACAAAAAAUCUUUAGACAACUAUUAUUUACUCUUAGCCUUAGGAAUUUUUAGAAUAUACACAUAUGAAAUCAUUUAAAUAAACGGAUCAUCAACGUAAAGGACGAUCGUAGUACAGUACGAUGACGGAAUAUUGUGACAUGUUAUGACACUAGUCUAGAAUAUAAGAAAAGAUACUAUACAUAUUCCAAUGAUUCUUGUCAUUUCAAACUGUAAUAAAAAUGAUAUCACAUAGUGAAAACAUUCAA
Molecule: messenger RNA, 2026 nt
Organism: Hermetia illucens (black soldier fly)
Lineage: Eukaryota; Metazoa; Arthropoda; Insecta; Diptera; Stratiomyidae
Gene: inaF-D
Exons: 2
Coding region: 840-1523 (227 amino acids)
Source: RefSeq, a predicted model, not a curated record